Cylindrotheca closterium is the source of this 339-nucleotide messenger RNA. The record is from the annotation of a GenBank genome assembly. NCBI's taxonomy places the organism in Eukaryota, Bacillariophyta, Bacillariophyceae, Bacillariales, Bacillariaceae.
AUGUCAAGUGGACAAAAGACAAAGCACAUGGACAAUCGAUAUUUCUGGAUCAAAGAUCGUUUGAAGACGGAAGGUAUCGAAGUCCAAUAUUGUCCAACGGAGAAGAUGUUUGCGGAUUUUUUUACGAAACCUCUACAAGGCAACUUAUUCAGAAAAUUACGUGAUGUGGUUCUGGGAUACAAACACAUUGACUCCCUUUUCCAAACGGAGGAAUCAUCAUCACAGGAGCGUGUUGGAAGUCAAGAUCAAAGAGAGGACUAUGUUAGUUCUGAUGAUAGUCCGUCCGAAGUGAAGAAGAUGUCUUGGGCAGAUGUUGUCCGUAAGAAUCGUGUACAAUAG